This is a messenger RNA of Stylophora pistillata, 1747 nucleotides long. RefSeq lists its product as uncharacterized. Lineage: Eukaryota; Metazoa; Cnidaria; Anthozoa; Scleractinia; Pocilloporidae. The record is from RefSeq and is a predicted model, not a curated record.
CGUCUAUUGACUCUGCUAUCACUGGUCCUUUUACGGUAUUUUGGCUCAUAUUUGAGGGUCUAAAGUUUGUUUUGCCUUGUUCAGUCGUGUUUAGUGGCAAACAAACGGACCAUUGCCGGCCGCUCAGCUUGUUAACCAUGAAUGGACCGAAUCACCUUGCAAACAGAGCACGAAAUCGGAUGGGAUAUUUACAUCAGUUCUUUUCUACAGUCUGUGAGAGAAAACAAAAGCAUUCUUCAAACUCUGGGCUAAAGCAGCAAAGAAGAGGCUUUUCAUCGCUGCAGGGAUGCUUUGGAUUUCAGCCAGAAACCAAUCCAUUUCUCAAAUUAGUUGGCACAACUCAACAUGUGAACUGCGUUCAAAACUAAGGUGGGAAAUACCAGCGGCAGCCUACAUGAAAGCAGAAAUAACACUUGCUGGCGAAGUAAAUCUGUCAUUCACAGCACAGUCGGGCAGGGCGAGUUCCACUGCCUUCUUCUUCACGCGAAAAGUGGAUAGGGCUCUUGGCAAACUAAGAUAUACUAUACGAUGGAAUUCUAAUCGUACCUUCAUUUUAACGGAGCAGUCAGGAAAGGUGUUGUUAGAGAAUUCGUCAUCUGUUAAAAAUUCGCACGUGUUCUACGUGGCUAGUGCUUCCAAGAACUAUAUUACUUUUCAAUCCAAGACAGCAGGAAAAUUCCUGAUGGCAGAUGCACAAGGUGUCAUAGGACUAACAAGCAACUCUCACGUGGCAACUUACUUUAAGAUGAGAUGUUGAGUUGAGUUUCUCAUCACUCAAACCCUUUUCGAAAUGAGUUAUAUCAAUUGGUAUGAAGUAUGACAUGAAUUUAGACUGAAUUAUCUUAAUUUCAUCGAGUAGUAGCGCGCGAUUGGUUUGAACGCGUCGAGCGACAGAUCGAUAAACCUCAGCUGAAGUAGAUUAAAUGUACCUGUAUAUAUUCCCUAUGAGAUAUUUGAGAACUCACUUUUGCACUAGAUGCAAUAUUUUUGAAGACUUUUUUCUGGCAGUCACGGAAAAAGAAGGAAAAAUUCUGCUUGUGACAGAAAGUCGCUCUGAAGAGUCCACCUACGUAAGCUGAGUGUUUGCGUUUUGUUCCGCGCCCUAUAAAGAAUACUUGAAGGAUGAUAAACAUGGCCCUCCUCUGGAGCUCUGUUGAAAAAAUUUUACACGUGGAGUUCAUUGGCAUUUUUAUUCAAACGCUUAAUUAGCAAGCGUAAUUGAUAAGAUUAAAUGAAUGUAAUUAAAUGUAAUUGAAAUGAAUCUAGAUAGAUUAUGGAAAACCAUGGAUUAAUUUGAACGAUUCUUAAGUUAAAAGAUGAAUUAGUAGCUGUAAUAUAUAUUUGCUAUUUAUAGCUUGAUAUUUUUGAUAUGAGAUGCUUAUUUUGCUAAUGUAAUUGCCCCUCCGCUAAAUCACUAUAAGAACUCUUUUUCCUCUAUGGGCGCAAAAAUUUGGAACUGUAUUCCUGAUGUUUUGAGACAGCUCCCAAAAUAUAGUUUCAAGAAAAAAUAUAACCAAAUCCUUACUUCAAAUCCUUUUAAACCAGGAUUCUUAUCCUGAUAUUGACAUAUUAAUAGACGAAAUAACAAAAACUAGAUUUCGUUAAAAUAAAGAGCAUUUUAUAUUUUGAGCUUUUCCUGUUUUUAAUUAUGCGCUCGUGGCUUCGUAAUUAGAAUAUCUAUAUUUUUGUAUUCACUUUUGUAAUUGACAUCUGUACCUUUGUAAUUGUUAUUUAUUUUUUGUCAUUA